This is a messenger RNA of Olea europaea var. sylvestris, 2584 nucleotides long. RefSeq names its product protein MOS2-like. The coding region runs from base 159 to 1556 and encodes 465 amino acids. The transcript has 3 exons. Gene Ontology annotation, molecular function: nucleic acid binding. Gene Ontology annotation, cellular component: spliceosomal complex. The record is from RefSeq and is a predicted model, not a curated record. Gene Ontology annotation, biological process: mRNA splicing, via spliceosome. Lineage: Eukaryota; Viridiplantae; Streptophyta; Magnoliopsida; Lamiales; Oleaceae.
AGACACCUCCGGUCCCAAUUCUCUUCAAUUUUCCCCAAUUCAAAUAUCAACCCUAGAAUUUACGUAUCAAAUCUCUAAUUUCUCUCGUAAAAUCCUUGAAUCGACGCAAGGAUUUCGCUUCUUGAUUCAUUCACCCGCUGAAACUAUACAAGUAUUAAAUGAAGCUCUCUUUUUCUCUACCUUCAAAAUCUCAAUCCAAUCGCUCUAGAAAGCCCUCGCAAUCCUUCUCUGCCGCCGAUGCUGGGCCGUCCGCUGCAGAUUCGACCGACAAAAAUUAUGUCACGGAGUUCGACUCGGCUGAAUCCCUGGUGGAUCCCCAAUCCAAACCUAAAAUUAUUCCCCCUAUUCCCAACCAAUGGCGUCCCAAUAAAAAGCUCAAAAACCUACCCAAUCUUCCCUCUCUAAAGUCUGAUGGCGAAAAUACUCUCCAAUUUGAGGUUGUGUCUGACGGGAAUCCCGAUUCUUCCGAUAAGUCGAUGGCUUACGGGCUCAAUCUUCGUAGUAAACCAUCGGGUGUUAAUGGUGGUUCUGCAGAUGAUCCCGGUGAAGAAUUGAAUUUGCCAAUUUCGGACUUGGAGUUGAGGAAGUUGAGGGAGGAUUUGGAUAAGUUGCCGGAGGAUGCUGGGGUUGAUGAAUAUACAGAUAUGCCCGUGGAGGGCUUUGGUGCGGCUUUACUAUCAGGGUAUGGGUGGAAUAAGGACAGGGGCAUUGGCCGCAAUGCCAAGGAGGAUACCAAGAUUCUUGAGGUUAAAAAAAGAGCUGGUAGAGGAGGAUUAGGGUAUGAGGGGGAAUUACCUGACAAUCAAAAUGGCAAUGACAGUAAUGCUGGUGAGGCUUUUGGGAGUAGAGAUGUCAGGCAGAAUAAGGGGGAGGAUGCAAAGGAAAAGAAAGGGCUUGAUGUGGGGGAAGAGGUGAGGAUGGUGAAAGGGAGCGAGAUGGGGAUGAAGGGUAAAAUCAUUGAGGUGAGAAGUGGUGGAGAUUUAUUGGUUUUGAGGAUGUCAAGAAGUGGGGAGAAGGUGAAGGUGCGUGUUAAGGAUGUGGUGGAGGUGGGUUCUGCAGAGGAGGAGAAAUGCUUAAGGAAAUUAAAGGAGUUGAAGGUUAAAGAGAAAAACAGCAGUAAAGAUAAAAGCGAUAAAACUUCUUCAAGUAAAAGGGGCCGAGAAGAAGGAAGAAUAGGUAGUGAAAGAGUGAAUUGGUUAAGGAAUCAUAUUAGGGUGAGAAUAGUAAGUGAGGUAUUGAAGGGUGGGAGAUUGUAUCUGAAAAAAGGGGUGGUAAUGGAUGUGGUGGGGCCUGGGGUUUGUGAUAUUUCAAUGGACGAGAGUGGGGAGUUGGUACAAGGUGUGGAUCAGGACUUAUUGGAGACUGCGAUUCCAAAACGUGGAGGCAAAGUAUUAGUAUUGUAUGGUAGACACAAGGGUGUGUAUGGGAGUUUGCUGGAGCGCGAUUUGGAGAAGGAGACUGGUUUAGUUCAGGAUGCUGAUACACAGGAGUUUGUCAAUGUUCGGCUUGAACAAAUUGCAGAAUAUAUUGGAGAUCCUAGCCAUAUUGGUUAUUGAACUGCUUUACCUCAUUUUCAAGAGUUAGAUUGCUUGGGUGAUAGCACUGCUUUCCUAUUUUUGAGGUUACAUUCUCUCAGUUGUUAAGGCAUGAAAGGGACUGCUAUCUGGUGCGCAGACUGUUGUUAUUUGUUCUUGUAACAAUAUCUUUUGCCUCAUUCUUACUUGGCAUAAUUCUAAGCAAUUUUGAUGUGGACGAUGAUAUCUGUUAUCCUAGACUUUGAGAGGCAGAUGCAUGAAGUCCAAACACGUGGAAAAAGUAAGUGCUGACAUAUUUCAAGGUGUGAAACACGAAAGACAUACAUCUUGUCGAUGUUUAGAUGCAUCAACUUGUUCUUCGUAAGGAGUUUAGAUUGCACAACCAACCACAACAUGGAGUGUUUUGGAGUGAUGGGAGGUCUCCUAGUCUCCCCCAUCUAGUUCUUUUUCUCCCCCUUGGGCCUAAAAAACUGAUAAGCGUUGUCAAUGGAAAAUCGGCUAGAAGCUGUACAGUUGGACAGCCUAUCAAUAGCACGUGAUUAGUGAGUUCUGGUCUUCUAAGCUGAUUUCGAAUGUCCAGCAGCUUUUUGAUCAAAGGAGAGUGAUCUUUCCUUGCCAUACACUUCCAAAUACAAUCCCCAAGAGGUAAAUUUGAUUCAUCCAUUUAAUCCACAUCGUGUCUUUCUAACUAUGGAUAUUUCAAAAGGGAUUUGAAAAAAGUGCUUUAAUAUGUCCUCGGUUGUGUUCCAAGCUGCUUUCACUCUGCUAAGAGAUAUGGGGGAUACUCGUCAUUCCAGCAUUUUAUGUCUCUAAAUCCAGGGCCACCCUCGUGUUUCGGCAAGCAAACAUUACUCCAAGCCACCAACAGUGUAUUAGUAUCCCAAAGGAAGUGGCAUAGAUUAGUGAUCUUUGACAAGACUAUGUAGAUUUAGCAUCACUAUAUCAGCGCUUGGUUUACACUUUGUGGUUUAAACUUAACACGAGCGAUGACUCGUGUGCACGUGGCACCUACAUACUAAUUCUCGAUUGAAAAGGAUGUUUAGCUUCUA